AAGCUUUCUGUUUGUGUAAUUCUAAACAGAGAGAAAAUUGAAUAAAUCCAACUUAAUGGAAUUGGUCAAUUUUUAAUUGAAAAGCACUUCCUGUUAACCGCGCUUUUUGAAUUUGGCAGACAUAGCCACAAAACAUGCAGACGGGGAGUUACCCUCUACCUCUUUACUCAUCUAUCUGGUUGACUACGAUGAGAUGGCAGUGUAAAACCUGCGGAUUCAGAGCAACGACAAGGGGUGAUCUUCUGACCCAUUACAGGCUACAGCACAGGACAUUUGAAACUGGAAAUUCGGCCACGUGACAUGGAUCCAUCAAUGCUCCGGGUGAUCUUUGGACACAGGAUUGAGAAACUGACUCUUCUGUCUGGAAUACCGGAUACUGUUGAGGAGCUGAAUUUGGCCGUCAAGCAGACAUUAGACAUCAACGAUGACUUCAGCCUGCAGUAUUUAGAUCCAGAUUUUGAUGACUUUUUUACUCUCCACUCCACUGCUCAAAUUAAACACAAAGCCACAAUUAAGGUUGUGACAAUCGAACCAGUAAUUCUCAAUUUGUAUCCAGUACCACACAAUGAAAGCUGCAACGCAAGUGUGACCUCAGAGCAAUCCUUUACUCCAGCCUCCACAAGUUCCACUGCACAGGACUCCCCUGACUCAUGUGAUUCUUGUGCAAGCACAAUCAUCCUGUCACCAAACAGAAGCCCACAAAGGAAGCCAUGGCCAGCUGAAUUCAUCAUUCCACACUUCUCUGUUGAAACUGAAGUUGUUCUUGAAAGAGCCAAUGAAGUUUACAAAAAAGAUGGCACACUGCUGACCUAUCCAAACAUCAAGUCAGACAUACUUGAAAAGCUAGCUCAGUCCAUUUAUACAUAUACUGCCUAUCCAUCAUCCCUGCAAGUUCUAUCUGUUGCUGAAGCACUUAUUAAGGCCCACCCAUGUCUGAAGGAUCCGGGGAGCUCUUCAGGUCUCAGUGGAUGGCAGACUAGCAUUAAAUACAAAAUGGCUAACUACAGAACAAAGCUAAGAGGCUAUGGUAUGCCAGAUGUUACAUGCAAUUCUCUGAAACAUAAAUGCCCUGAUGACAGAAAGUCUGCUAAAAAUGUUAAAAAGGCAAGAAGAGCUGAGGUCAAUUACCUCCCACCCUACCCAGCAGGUGAAGAUGAGCACAGCUUGGAACAAGCAAGGGAAGACCUAGUCACUGAGUCAAAGAAGAAGAACAACGAAAAGAUAGUCACUGAUAAAAUGAGCAAAACAUUUGCCCUCAGACGACAUGAAGUCAUCAAUCAAUGUCCAAGUGUUCAAACCAUGAAGGACCGCUGGCCUGCCCUGUUUAAUUGUUCUCAAAUCAGUGCUGAAUUUCAGAGAAUAACCACUGUGCAACUGGAACCCAAAUUUAUGUCUGGGUUGGACCUUCACACUCCCAAGCUACUGAAGCUGUUUCAUGCUAAAGGUGGAGCACUUGGACAAAGACUGAAGAUCAUAAUGGAACCACUGGAGAACUCCACGUGCCCUACGGUUGAGACGGCCAGAGAGGUUGUCCUUCGGUGCCUUAUAGAAUACCUUGGAGAGCAUGGGGAACAUCUCAUCAAAGAGUUCAGUAACAGCUUCAGUCUGUUGAAUCAAUUCUAAGGAGCACUGAAGUUGUUGGCUGCUGGUGGAUCAACUCCUUCUGGUUUUCAUGAGUGAUCAGUGAACAGUGAAUAAGGGCCCUAAAUAAACAUGAACUUAAAAUUUUGCUUUAAUUUGUCAUUCACCCUUACAUUGACAUGGGUGACAUAGAGCUCUUUAUUAAAAAUCUUUGUGAUGUGUUGUGCAGUUUUUUUUUUAAGUGAUAUGCUACUUUAAAAAUAAAGUUUUAUGCUAUGGCACUGAUUACAUUUUCAUGUUGCAGGACACCGAGAACUUGGAGGAACUUGGACAGCUUGUAGUGGCAAUAACUGUGAUCACAAAGGACAUAGCCUCCACAAGCGACAGCCCAAAGGAAAUUGGAGUUGUCAUUGAGGGCAUGGAAGUCAUCAGAGGACUUGGAGAUAUUGCCAGGGCUUGCUGUCUCCUCUUGGGCUUGACCUAUGCACUGAAUCUCGACUAUCCCAAGCAGUUGAAGUACACCUUUGAGGUAUUCCAAAAACUUUUCUUGGAACUGGAUGCAUCAAAGCUGUCAAAGAAAGUACAGUCCCUCAAGAGCAAACUUCUGGCUUGAACUGAGACUACGGUCGCACACUUUUGUGCCACACAAGGUUCAGCUUUAACAAAGCUUGAGAAUUGAAUGUUUGAAGGUGCCAAAUGGUGUGAAAUUUCUGUUGUGGUCAGUUCAAGGUAAAAUGUUUAUGUACAAAUUGUUCUUUUACAUGUUUUCUUUUGGGGCAAGUGCACUUUUCAAGGAUUUGUGCUUUUUCUUUGAGAUCAUAACUGAUAUAAUUUAAUGGCUCACUGUGCUGAGGAAGCAAGCAUAGGAUUUUUCUUUUCGACAAGACAAUUAUUUCAGUUUAUACAAUGACCAUAAAUGGUCUCCUCUCUUAUUUGUCACAAGCAUUUAAUUUAUUUGUAAAUUUAUGUCAGUAGGACAGUGUAGCCAUGCCCUAACGUUUCUUAGUUCUUCUCGACAGGUCCUCUGGCAACUGUACUCAUUUUUGUUUUCACAAAAAUAGUGUUCAAGGUCAGCAUUUGUAAAAGUUUGCAAUGAAAUGCUAUAAUUUUUAUAAUUAAAAGUGUUACGUUUGGCAAGAAUUUAAUGUGUGUACUGUUAAUUGAGUUUUAUUUACUCUGUACUUCGUGGUACCCAUUGUAAUCUCACCUUAAAAUGUGGGUCAUGAGAUAAACACAAUAUAUCUAAGUAAGAAUUAUAUUUAGAUUUAAUUAAAUCCACUAAGUAAAUUCAAGUAAAUUCACUGAUUAAGAUAUAUCAUUAUUACUCAAUUACAUGGUAC
This is a messenger RNA of Archocentrus centrarchus (flier cichlid), 2921 nucleotides long. Its product is annotated as sterile alpha motif domain-containing protein 3-like. Lineage: Eukaryota; Metazoa; Chordata; Actinopteri; Cichliformes; Cichlidae. The transcript is spliced from 6 exons. The coding region runs from base 301 to 1623 and encodes 440 amino acids. The record is from RefSeq and is a predicted model, not a curated record.